AUGAGCGUACUACACGCAUCGUUCAACGGGCAAGCGGCCCUGCCCAACAUCCGCCGGCUGCUGAACCCAGACCUGUUUAUCCUCGUGUGCGAGCUCACGCCUACCAAUCUUCUCUUGACGGAUAUGACGGUUGGUACGCUGCCCGGAUGGUGGUUUAUUCUGAGACGGGGAGGCCUUUGGGUCAGUCGGUGGGAUGUCACACUUAAGAAGACGGGGUUCGUCGGCAUCGAUACCAUGACGCCGAAUAUUAGCUCCUUGCUGCCUGCAAAUUUGUUCAUUUCUCACGCGGUGGAUUUCAAAAUCAUGUUGCUGCGCGGACCGUUCGCUGCAAAGGGGCGUUACCCGGCUGUGCGGACCGAUGCGCUGGCUGUUAUUGGAGGAACCACGUCAUCUAUGUGCAGACAGUUGUGUUUUUUCACUGCGCACCGCUUCAAGGUUAAAUAA
Molecule: messenger RNA, 444 nt
Organism: Pseudomassariella vexata
Lineage: Eukaryota; Fungi; Ascomycota; Sordariomycetes; Amphisphaeriales; Pseudomassariaceae
Exons: 1
Coding region: 1-444 (147 amino acids)
Source: RefSeq, a predicted model, not a curated record